This is a messenger RNA of Cajanus cajan (pigeon pea), 711 nucleotides long. RefSeq names its product mini zinc finger protein 2. Gene Ontology annotation, molecular function: DNA-binding transcription factor activity; transcription cis-regulatory region binding. Lineage: Eukaryota; Viridiplantae; Streptophyta; Magnoliopsida; Fabales; Fabaceae. Gene Ontology annotation, biological process: regulation of DNA-templated transcription; regulation of developmental process. Gene Ontology annotation, cellular component: nucleus. The record is from RefSeq and is a predicted model, not a curated record.
UAGGGUUAGGGGGGCAUAUCUAUUGCAAGUAAGUUAAACCCUCCCCCACUCUUCCCCACUCUUUCUCCCUCUGAUUUCUAUCUAUUCCAGUUUCUAAUUUCAAUUCACCAAACCUCCUAAAAAACUUUCGCAGUAUAUUAAUCUUAAUUUGCAGAGUUUGAAGCAGAGAAGAUUUGAAGGGUUCAAGUAACAUGAGGAAGCGCCAAGUGGUUGUGAGAAGAGAGGAGCCUCAAAGAAACGUUAGGAGUGUGAAAUAUGGUGAGUGCCAGAAGAAUCAUGCUGCAAAUGUUGGAGGGUAUGCUGUUGAUGGUUGCAGGGAGUUCAUGGCCAGUGGUGGAGAAGGAACAAGUGUUGCUCUCGUUUGUGCUGCAUGUGGCUGCCACAGGAACUUCCACAAAAGACAGGUUGAAACUGAAGUAGUGUGUGAAUGUUCCUCACCUCCCUCCAAUGGCACUUGAAGAGAUGUUUAUGUCUCAACAAUUAUGCUACUCUCCUUGUAAUAUAUUUUGUGGAGUUGCUUUUUGUUUGUUAAAGAAUUAUUGGGGUUUUAAAAUAGUGCUGAACUAGUAUGAUGAAUUGAAUAUGCUAGAAUUAUAUAUAUUUAUAUAUUCUAAAGUACGUAUGUGAUUUUGAGGUUGAUGUGUCUAAAGUGAAAAAACAAAGCAAUCACAAAUUUGUUUUGAGAUGAGUGCAAAGUUUUGAUCAUAUUCA